AUGUGUCGGGAGCUCUCCUCGGCACACCAGAUCAACUGCAGCAGCGUACAAGCUGAUCUUCAAACCCCCGAAGAUGCGUCCCAGAAACUUGUACAGGCUGCGAGGAGUCUUUUCGAGUUGUACUCCCCAGGAAAGCCUCUCCAAAUCGACAUCUUGAUCAACAAUGCGGGCGUAUCGUCAAAUCAGCAUCUAAAUGAUGCGGAGCAAGGCGCCAUUGACGCAACAGAAUUCAACCGGGUCUACACAGUAAAUGUCCUGGCUCCCCUCUUGAUCACGCAAGCUGUGGCCCCAUACCUUCCCACUGACAGGUCGGGCCGUAUCGUGUCUGUCUCCAGCGUAUCUUCUUCCAUCGGCUACCAGGGCCAGUCCGUUUACGCAGGAAGUAAAGCAGCCGUAGAGUCGAUGACUCGUGUCUGGAGCCGAGAACUCUGCGAGCGGGCUACUGUUAACGCCAUCAACCCUGGCCCCGCAUGGGGAGACAUGUAUAAAGAAGCAGGACCAGCCUUCUGGGACAUCAACCAGCCGUAUGUUGAUGCGGCACCUUUGGCCGCAUACAAUAGCGAGGCUAGUGUCCUGGCCAUGGCCGGACCAGAUGCUUAUAUGUUUGAUGCAGUGGUCCAGGGCCCGAUGAAAGGCAGGCGACCUGCAUUCACCAUUGAAAUCGCCGGGACUGUCGACAUGCUCUGUUCGCCGGAGAGUGCUUGGACUACCGGAAGCGUCAUCUGUGCGAAUGGGGGUAUGAAAAUGUCCAUUGCUUAA
Molecule: messenger RNA, 759 nt
Organism: Phaeoacremonium minimum UCRPA7
Lineage: Eukaryota; Fungi; Ascomycota; Sordariomycetes; Togniniales; Togniniaceae
Product: putative 3-oxoacyl-(acyl-carrier-protein) reductase protein
Exons: 1
Coding region: 1-759 (252 amino acids)
Molecular function (GO): oxidoreductase activity, acting on the CH-OH group of donors, NAD or NADP as acceptor
Source: RefSeq, a predicted model, not a curated record